Messenger RNA from Rhizophagus irregularis DAOM 181602=DAOM 197198, 806 nucleotides. NCBI's taxonomy places the organism in Eukaryota, Fungi, Glomeromycota, Glomeromycetes, Glomerales, Glomeraceae. The record is from RefSeq and is a predicted model, not a curated record.
AAUAAACUUAAAACAUUAUUUAAAGAGGAAAUUUAUUCAUAAAAAAAAAAAAAUCUCAUAAAAACUUAAUAAAAUAUAAUUGUUACAUAUUAAUUUCUCGACUAAUUGUAACGUUUGACGAAUUAUUCUAUUUUUAUAAUAUUGUAUGUAGCAGUUAACAGUUAAGGUUUGCGAAAGUGAGAUUUAUGAAGCGAGGGUUUUGGAAUAAAAAAAAAAAUACGUACGAUAAUUCGAUUGGAUAAUGCACGUAAUUUCACAUGACUUUUGAUUUACAAAAUAAAAUAAAAAUUGUAUGCAAAAGUUUGUAAAAUUAAAAACCUUUGUUACAUCGCAUAAACUUAAAUUCUUGAUAUUAUCUUUGCUAUACUUUCAUUAUGAAUAUUUCAAUGAUAAUAUAAAAAAAAAAAGUAGCGAUUUUUUAAGUAUGUUGUUAUUUAUCACUCUUAUAAAAAAAAGGGGUAAAAAAUGAUAUAUACACUAUAUUUUCAAAGCGAACGAAUUUUAACUACAUAAAAUUUUCGAAAGUUAUGUAAUAAAAAGUACGAAAUAAUAAAUCAAUCCAAUGAAAUAAGGUUUUACUAUCAUAAGUAGUAUACAACAAAAUCGUCGAUUGUAUUCAUAUCGAUAUUAUUCGAAGUCGAUAUUAUUCGAAGUAAUUUACCGGUAAUACUUUCAUCAGGCUAUAAUUGGGAAUUAUAAAUGUCAUAUUUGUUUUUUAGUCAUUAAAAAAAACUUAUAUUAAAUCUUAAAUUAAGGAAGAUAAUUAAAUAAUUUUAGACAUAAUUUUAAAAUUUUUUUUUUUUUUU